This is a messenger RNA of Elaeis guineensis (African oil palm), 1504 nucleotides long. Its product is annotated as probable F-box protein At4g22030. The record is from RefSeq and is a predicted model, not a curated record. Lineage: Eukaryota; Viridiplantae; Streptophyta; Magnoliopsida; Arecales; Arecaceae.
UUCUCACCACAAACUACCACCAGAAUUCUCAGUUCUUCGUUCUCCCCUUCACCUAGCUCUCCCCUCCUCACAUCUAAACACUUAUAACACCUUAGAGCUAGCUAUAGAAUCCAAGCCACAUCCCAUUUGAAAGAGGAGAAUCAGGUAGAUUGUAAAAAUUCAAAGUCUCCUCUUAUCAUCAUCAUCAAACUCAAGUAGCAGUAGGUUUCGAGCUUUCCUUCAAGCCCACACAAACCCUGGUUCGCACAGCAUCUCUCUUCCGAAGCUACCUCCCCCGAUCGACAUGGAGGAGAUGAGACUGAAAGAAGAAAACACAGCAAUCAACAGCACAAAAAUGCAGCCCAUGAUGAAGAAUGCAAGAGAGGAGAACCAUGUCUCCCAGCUUUAUGCCAUCAUGGAGGCCGUCGCAGAUAGGGCGGAGAUGCAUGCCAUCAUUGGAGAGCAGAGAAACAAUUGGAAUCACCUCUUUCUCCACUCCAUCAACUUCAUCACUCUCACCGCCUCCAUCAUGGCUGGCAUCUCCUCAAUCCCAGCAGCACAAGCAGCAGCUCCCCACCUUUUAGCCUUCAAGCUCUCUUCGGCUCUCCUGUUCACGGCAGCAACUGGGAUGAUGCUGGUUGUCAACAGGAUUCAGCCUUCGCAGCUCGCUGAAGAGCAAAGGAAUGCCACCCGUUUGUUCAGGCAGCUAGAGAAGUCGAUCAGAACCGCUCUUGCUCUCAGAACUCCUACUAAGCUCGAUGUGGAAGAGGCUAUGGCGAGGGUGCUGGCACUGGACAAGGCUUACCCUCUCCCUUUGCUGCCGGGAAUGCUUGAUAAAUUCCCGAAAACAGUAAAGCCUGCUGUUUGGUGGCCAGAGCUUGAUCAUAGCCAUCUGCAGCGCACAAGAAGAGCAGAAGGCGAUGGGUGGAGCAAAGAACUAGAAGAGGAGAUGAAGGGUAUUCUUGGGGUGCUAAAGAGGAAGGAUGAAGAGGAAUACGUGAGAUGGGACAAGUUGGUGCUGAAGAUCAAUAGGAUUUUAGCAGUUUCGGGGCCUCUACUUGCAGGUCUAGCUGCAGUUGGAGCUGGUUUGAUUGGAAUUCCAGCACUGGGGCUAUGGCCGGCAUUGGUUGGGGUGGUUGGUGGGGCACUUGCGGCCACAAUGAACACCUUGGAGCAUGGAGCGCAGGUUGGAAUGGUCUUCGAGCUUUUACGCAACUGUGCCGGCUUCUACCUUCAAUUAGAAGAGGCCAUUGAGUCCAACUUGGGAGAGAAGGAGGUGAAGAACAGAGAGAAUGGAGAAAUGCUAGAGCUGAAGAUGGCAUUGCAGCUUGGGAGGAGUGUUUCUGAGCUUAAAAGCUUUGCAUCAUAUGCUUCUUCCUCGUCUAAAAAUGGAGAAGCCCCGGAGUUCGCUGGAAAGCUGUUCUGAUAGCUUUCUGUGCGAGCUGUUCAUGUAUCAGAUUUUGAAAACUGGGGAACAACUUAUCCUUAGUUCUGUAACUUUUUUUUCUUAAUUAUGCGGGAAGCU